GAUUUCACCAGAUUUCACAGACGAUCAAUUUUACCAAAUUCGUUUACUAUUUCACAGACUCAUAGCUCGUAUUUACCCAUACCUACAGCUCCACAGUGAUAGACGACUUCUCAGGAAUUAUGUCUGAACUAAUUAAUAAAUUGCACGGCGUUUAACAUUAACGUUACAUCGUCGGUGUUCAAAACUUAUUUUGAAAAUAUUAUUCAUAUCUCCAAUACAAUGUGCGCCAACCAGUUUUCUCAGCAAUUCAGCUAGCAAUUCUCGUGCUGUGUUCAAAAAGACGUUUACAGUGAGGGGCAAACUUAAAGGAAAUAGUUCACUUUCACGAAAUUAUAUUUUUUGCAAUGGAUUUAUGAUUUUUUAUGUUCAAAAUGAUCAGCAAAGAAAAUAAAACCUUUUUAUAACAAAAUAUUAUUUUCUAUAUUUUUGAUAUAGGAAGAACUUUUCAGUUUCUGUAAGGCACAGGCGAUCCAGUAUGAAAAGAGCAUGGGUCCAGAAAAUUCUUCAGAAGCUAGAGAAAUUAUCGCGGCCACCGGCAUUUGGGCGAUCUGCUCAUGCUUUUGUUACUGGAGCGCCUCUGAAGAAUUUUCUGAAUAAUUUUCUUUUGUUACUGGAGCGUUUCUGAAGAAUUUUCGGGACCCAUGCUCGUUUCAUACUGGAUGCAAAUAUAUGCAAGGCACACAACCUCAACGCAAGGCACCUUUUUCGGGACGAGAAAUAGAAUAUCUUUGCCUAGGGUGAUCGUUGGGCUGUAAAAGCUCCUGAUUUAUGCUCGUCUCAGCCCAAGCUAUGGAACUGCUAUUCCAGUUAAAAACCCAUGUUAAAAUGUGAACUAUUUCCUUUAAGAAAAACGAACUAUAGUGGCAUUGACGGCAGAAAAAAGUUACAAGUUAUGGCACCACCAGUGAGACUGUAUGAUGCUCAUUUCAUCCCCUUGCCCUCUCAGGGCAAUGUAUACAGUCUUGCUUUCUUGCAAGUGGAACGAGGGGUUACGAAGGUGCUUGUAGCAUCACUCAAAAGAAAGGUCUACUCCUUGGAGUACGUGCAGGAUGACCGUGGCUUCCUCCACCCGACCGUCAACGAGAUCCCCUUCACCUACCUGCCGGAGGGGUCCGAAAUCAUCUCCGUCGAUGCAUUCAACAAGAGUGAAAACAAAGAGGAAAUGGUGGUCGGACUGGCCAUUAUCAAAGACGUGGACCGUUCGGACGGCAAGACGUCGCAGUACCUGAACAUCUACAGCGACUGGGAACCCGAGUUUGGCGCCAGUCUGCUGGAGACGCUGGCGCAGAACUGGCGACACGUCGAGCUGGAGUUCAUACCCUAUCAGCUGCAGCACGCCGUGGUUGAGAUUAACGGCAUUCUGGAUACGUGUUUCCUGCUGAGCGGUAGUGACAAAAACAUUCACCUGUACGUGGAGGACAAGCCGAACCAGAGCUUCCGCGAGGAGCCGCUCGAGCCGCUCUUCCCAGAGUUUGCCGACCUGCCCUCCAUUGUCAUGUGGACCAACUUCUACAAGGACAUACCGGGAACGCGCAUCACGGCGCUGGCCUGCGAGUGCGGCUACGUGCGUGUCAGCGUGGUGGACCUGGCCUCUCUGAGCGUCACAUUCGCCUGGUCCGCCACCCACGAUAGUCCCAUCACCUCCGUACGUCUGUUCAGCCUCGGCACCCGGCUGCAGACGCCCGGGUUUGUGUCUGCCGUGCUCCGGGAGCCGGCGGACGCGGCUGGCGGAGGCCCAGAGUCGCUCCAUCUGCUGGUCACCAAAGCUCUGUGGCCGUCAGUGGUGUACAGUGGGCUACCUCUGGCCGAGGGGGAGCCCCCGCCGCGACGUCACACGCUGGCGGAGAGUGAUGUCAGUGAUGUGGUGACGUGUAGCUGCGUGUGUGAUAUCAACAUGGAUGGCAGAAAUGAGAUCGUGCUGGGGACGUACGGACAGGAGCUGCUGGUGUACAGCACCCAGGGCGACGAGUGGAUGCAGAUCUGGCGGUUCAGCUUCUCACAGCCGCUGCUGGCCGUCACCUACGUGGACCUCAUCGGGGACGGCAUCAACGAGCUGGUGGUGCUCACCAACCACGGCCUGCACGUACUGCAGCACGACACGCGCGAGGCGGCGGCGCUGUGCCUCCAGCGGCGACAGAAGCUCAGUGGUCUGACCGACGGAGAGCUGUCGCGUCUUCUGGACGCCGCGCUACGCCUGGCCUCGCCAGAAGCCGAGACUGCUGCGUCAGAUACCCCCGCCGGUGGGACCGCCGACCGGUCGGGUGAUACAGCGACCGAUAAGACGGGUGAUCCGGCGGGCGCGGCGGACUCCCAGACAGGUACUGUUCCGUCCUCUCCGUCCGCCCCGGACAGCGGCAGCUCGGACAGCUACCCGUCGUCGGACGAUCCGGUCACCCCGACGUUCGGUCCCUCCAUUAGCUGACAGGGCGGUGACGGGUGUGGGCUGAUGUGAUCGUGUGUCAUUCCUUGUGAGAGUAUAUAUCAGGGUUUGUAGUAUAGUAAGGCAAAUGUAUCAUUUCGCCAUAUAUCAAUGCAUUGUCACAAGAAAAAUACGAGUAGGUUAGUGGCAUACCGUCAGCCCCGACUUUCCAUUGCUUUUGUAAGAGCUUAGCAACGCAUAACAACAUUCCGAAGUGUCCCUGCAAAACAGUAACCCCCCCCCCCCCCCACACACACACACACACACACAUACACACACACACGCCGCGCACAUUACUUGCACGCCUCGAAAACGACAUCACGCACUCUGACUAACGACACACACGUAGCAUACAUGUGUCACCGCGGAAUGUCUGGGUUCGUGCCAGGUUCAGAGCUGCUGUUUCUCGGGCCCAGAACACUGCCAAUUGAAGUUUGUGUAGGUUCGGUUUUCGCUGGCGCAGUAUCGCAUUUGUCACUUCGCUUUUGCUUAGAGAUCAAACAGUUAUGUAUGAAAAAACGUGAUAGAAAUUAUUCAAGGCCAACCACACAACGAUUAUCACUAUACCGACCGAUUCGAAACAUGCUAUUGCUCAAUGAGAUAUUAGGGCUGGGCGGCGAACGGAUGGGCCUUGUUUCCAACAGAAAAGUCACUUAUCCAACCACGGUCAGUUCAGUGCUUUGUCCACAAAUUGUUAUUUAUCAACAAAAUUACAUUAAAAAGCGCUUACGCUAUCGAAUGAAUACCCAGUCGCAACAGCGGCCACGCGAGCAGCGACCACUUGACAAUGGCCGCGUUAUCAUAAUAAGGCUGGUGGUCAGGCAUUUUGUCUCGAUAAACCUCUGUACUACAAUAACAUUCAUAUAUUCUGCCGCCACCCACGACCCACUUGAAACCGGUCACACGGCCAUCGUGGCCUAUUUUUGUACUGCGUAUGAUUGUAAGCGUAUGGCUAUGUGCAUUGUGUAAUGUCUAUGUAUGUGGGGUAUUUGUGUGCACACCAUGUGUAAUGUGCGAGUGUGAACGUUGUUUUUAUGCAGAUCACACAGGUGGGCUGUGUGAUCCGGGCAUUUUCUUGUUCCAGUGAUGAAAGUGUUCAGGGCCAGUGAUAUCGGUGAUAACUGUGUUUCAGUGUUACCGCUCAUAGGGUAGAUAGCUUGAAUUUUGUGCCAUGCGGCAUGUGCAAUGAAGUUGACUGUGUUUCUGUGCUGUAUGAGGAUUGUACUUUGUAAGCAUCAUGAGUGCUCAUUGUCUCGAACGUAGCGCGUGUGAUAAGAAUUGUUUUAUACUCCACGGGCAGAAACUGGUAUACGUAUGGCUACCAUAUGUAGUUAUAUCACCCUUCUGUGUGCUGCUUGUUGUGUCAAUAAAUGACACAAUUUGAUCACAAAAAUGUGAUAUACUA
Molecule: messenger RNA, 3824 nt
Organism: Amphibalanus amphitrite
Lineage: Eukaryota; Metazoa; Arthropoda; Thecostraca; Balanomorpha; Balanidae
Product: KICSTOR complex protein kaptin-like
Exons: 8
Coding region: 818-2422 (534 amino acids)
Biological process (GO): actin filament organization; negative regulation of TORC1 signaling; cellular response to amino acid starvation
Cellular component (GO): lamellipodium; actin cytoskeleton; KICSTOR complex
Molecular function (GO): actin filament binding
Source: RefSeq, a predicted model, not a curated record